Clunio marinus is the source of this 207-nucleotide messenger RNA. Lineage: Eukaryota; Metazoa; Arthropoda; Insecta; Diptera; Chironomidae. The record is from the annotation of a GenBank genome assembly.
AUGUUUAAUUCAGCUGUUCUGAUUCCUUUGAUUCUUCCUUUAAAUCUAUCAAAUGAUUACAGCUUUACGAUAACAACGGAAUUGCUUAAUAACAGUAUCAAGACCUUUUCAUCCUUGAUAGGAUCAAACUUUAAAUUGAAAAUUGAUUGCUUCGAUAAGCCACAAAAAAAACGGAACCUACCUAAUGAUUAUAUAGUUUAUACCUGA